Molecule: messenger RNA, 1428 nt
Organism: Anthostomella pinea
Lineage: Eukaryota; Fungi; Ascomycota; Sordariomycetes; Xylariales; Xylariaceae
Source: the annotation of a GenBank genome assembly
AUGUCUUCGUACACAGUUCCCUUCGUGAUCAAUGGCGAAGAACGCAUCGCCGAGAAGACGUUCGACGUGAUAUCGCCGGACACCUGCAAAGCGGUCCACCAAUGCGGGGUGGCCACGGAGAAGGAUGCCCUCGAGGCCGUCGACGCCGCUGUGGCCGCUGGUCGCGAAUGGCGAAACACUCCUCCGGCUGCCCGCCGCGAUAUCUUAUUCAAGGCAGCUGAGAUCAUGACCCGGCGGCGGGAGGAGCUGGGCCAGUACAUGAUGGACGAGACUGGUGGUGCUAGGGGCUGGGCCGACUUCAACCUCGACGUCACCAUCGACAUGUUAAAGGAGACCGCCGGUCGCGUGAGCAGCUUGACUGGAAGCGUUCCCACGCUCCAGGACCCGAACCAGUCGGCCAUGGUCGUGCGGGAGCCAUUUGGUGUUGUGCUGGCCAUGGCACCGUGGAAUGCGCCGUAUAUCCUUGGCACGCGCUCGAUAUUGUUCCCGAUCGCGGCCGGGUGUACUGCCGUUUUCAAAGGCUCAGAAAGCGCACCGAGGACAAUGCACGGCAUUGUCUCUGUACUUCAGGAGGCCGGUCUACCGAAAGGUGUGCUAAACUACAUCACGACCGACCCCAAGAACGCGCCGUCGGUCGUCGAAUCUCUCAUCGCAAACCCGAAUGUCAAGAAGAUAAACUUCACAGGCAGCACAGCUAUUGGUCGAAUAAUCAACAAGCUGGCUGGCCAGCAUCUCAAGCCCACAGUAAUGGAGCUCGGAGGCAAAGCCCCAGCCAUCGUCUGGGAAGACGCCAAUGUGGAAACGGCAGCAACCCAGUGCACACUGGGCGCCUUCUUGUUCGGCGGCCAGGUCUGCAUGAGCACCGAGAAGAUCAUCGUGCACAAGAAGAUCGGCGAGCAGUUCCAGAAGAAGCUCGUGGAGACGAUCGAGGCGAUAUUCCCGUCCAAGGGCGACGCGCCCGUCCUGAUCAACGGCCAGUCCGUCGAGAAGAACAAGAACCUCCUAAAGGACGCGGUCAGCAAGGGCGCCUCGCUCCUCAACGGGGACCUCGACGCCGAGGAGAGCACCAAGACGCGCAUGCGGCCCAUUGUCGUCGGUAAGGUCACUCCGGACAUGGACAUCUACCAGAACGAGUCGUUUGGGCCGACGGUCAGCCUGAUCGAGGUGGAGACGGAGGAGGAGGCGCUGCGGAUCGCGAAUGACACCGAGUACGGCCUGACGUCGGCGGUGUUCACGGAGGACCUGAGAACUGGCUUUCGACUUGCGAAGGGGAUCGAGGCUGGCGCUGUGCACAUCAACAGCAUGUCGAUCCAUGAUGAGAUGGCCCUGCCCCACGGGGGCGCCAAGGCGAGUGGGUUUGGACGUUUCAACAACUCUUUCGGACUGGACGAAUAUGUUCGGACGAAGAGUAUCACCUGGAUGAACUGA